Molecule: messenger RNA, 792 nt
Organism: Contarinia nasturtii (swede midge)
Lineage: Eukaryota; Metazoa; Arthropoda; Insecta; Diptera; Cecidomyiidae
Product: poly [ADP-ribose] polymerase tankyrase-2-like
Exons: 8
Cellular component (GO): nucleus; cytoplasm
Molecular function (GO): protein binding
Source: RefSeq, a predicted model, not a curated record
GUGAAAUUGAUCAAACCAAGGAGCUCUUGGAAAAAGGGGCAAGUUUUAAUGCAGAAGAUAAAGAUAAAGAAACACCACUCCAUGUAGCUGCAUCAUUUGGCCGGAAGGAUGUGGCCGAAGUUCUCAUCAGUCAUGGGGCUAGUGUUAAUGCAGAAGAUAAAGAUAAACGAACGCCACUACAUGAAGCUGCACUAUGGGGCCGGAAGGAUGUGGCCGAACUUCUCAUCAAUCAUGGGGCUCGUGUUAAUGCAGAAAAUAAAGAUAAACGAAUGCCACUACAUGAAGCUGCCAGCCGGGGUUAUAAGGAUUUGGUCGAACUUCUCGUCAAUCAUGGGGCUAGUGUUAAUGCAGAAGAUAAAUAUAAACGAACGCCACUACAUAAUGCUGCCAGCGGAGGUUGGAAGGAGUCGGCCAAAUUUCUCCUCAAUCAUGGGGCUAGUGUUAAUGCAGAAGAUGAAGAUAAACGAACGCCACUACAUGAAGCUGCCAGCCGGGGUUAUAAGGAUUUGGUCGAAUUUCUCGUCAAUCAUGGCGCGAGUGUCAAUGCAGAAGAUAAAGAUAAACGAACGCCACUACAUGAAGCUGCCAGCCAGGGUGAGAAGGAUGUGGUCGACCUACUCAUCAAUCAUGGAGCUCGUGUCAAUGCAGAAGAUGAGAAUGGAUUGACUUCACUUCACAUAGCUGUAGAAAUUGGUCGAAAGGAUAUUGCACAGCUUCUCAUCGAUCAUAAAGCCACUGUUGAUGCAAGAAGUAAAAACAGCAUGACGCCCCUUCACGUAGCUGCAAAAUUUG